Messenger RNA from Ceratosolen solmsi marchali, 1735 nucleotides. RefSeq names its product Autophagy-related 4a (gene Atg4a). NCBI's taxonomy places the organism in Eukaryota, Metazoa, Arthropoda, Insecta, Hymenoptera, Agaonidae. Gene Ontology annotation, cellular component: cytoplasm. The coding region runs from base 293 to 1516 and encodes 407 amino acids. Gene Ontology annotation, biological process: piecemeal microautophagy of the nucleus; autophagosome assembly; C-terminal protein lipidation. The transcript has 11 exons. The record is from RefSeq and is a predicted model, not a curated record. Gene Ontology annotation, molecular function: protein-phosphatidylethanolamide deconjugating activity; cysteine-type endopeptidase activity.
UUGUUUAAAAUUUUAAUUAAAUCUGGUGAACCGUUUGGAGAUAUUUAAAAAUAACAAACACUGAAAACUAAUUACUAUCACGGGUUGAUAUUUAAUUAGCAAUUGUUCAUCAGCCGAGGGAAUGAGAUGAUCUUCUGCUUGUAUUUAUAGAUCAAGCAAUAUAAUUUGGAUGAAAAUGUGUUGACAUUUGUAUCGGAUCUCCAAGAUUAUGGAGAAAUUCAAUUAAUUAAAUUAGUAACUAAGUAAUGAUUUUAUCGAUAUUUUAUAAUUCAAGUUAACAGUGCUUUGUCCAAUGUUUUCAAACUUGUUCAAGUGUUCGGGCGUAUUCAUUCCACAUGAAACGUUGAUAAGCCUACCAGAAUUAUAUACCAGGAUUACUAUAAUGGAUCAUUUGUUUACACAAAAUUCAUCCGAUGAGCCCGAUGAUAUACCACUGACAGAAAAUUGUGUAUGGAUAUUGGGUAUAAAAUAUAAUGCUAAAAAAGAUAUAGAAGCUAUCCGUAGGGAUAUUAGGUCUAGGCUUUGGUUUACUUAUCGAAAAGGAUUCGUUCCUAUUGGUGGGUUUGGCUCUACAUUUACAUCUGAUAAAGGUUGGGGAUGUAUGUUAAGAUGUGGUCAAAUGGUAUUAGGUCAAGCUUUAAUAUCUUUACAUUUAGGUAGAGAUUGGAGAUGGACACCGGAAACUAGAAGCGGCACUUACUUAAAUAUUUUGAAACGAUUUGAAGAUAGAAGAGCUGCCCCAUAUUCGAUUCAUCAAAUAGCAUUAAUGGGAGCAUCUGAAGGAAAAGAUGUUGGACAGUGGUUUGGUCCUAAUACCGUUGCUCAAGUAUUAAAGAAAUUAGUUGUUUAUGAUGAUUGGAGCUCUAUUACAAUUCAUGUUGCUUUAGAUAAUGCGUUAGUUAUAAAUGACGUUUUGAGGCAAUGUCGAGUGGAGGGAGCAACAACAGCAGAAGUGGAUGGAGAAAAACCUUUAAAAGCACCUAGUCAGUGGAAGCCACUACUACUACUGAUACCACUUAGAUUGGGAUUAAGUGAAAUCAAUCCUAUAUAUGUUAAUGGACUCAAAACUUCGUUUCAAUUUCCUCAGUCAUUGGGACUGAUUGGAGGAAAACCAAGUCAUGCUCUAUAUUUUAUAGGAUAUGUUGGUGAGGAAGUAAUUUUUUUAGAUCCUCAUACAACUCAGCGUUCUGGUAGCGUUGAUAACAAAUCUGAUGAAAGCGAAGUGGAAGUAGAUGCAACUUAUCAUUGUAAAAUUGCUAGUCGCAUACCAAUAAUAGAAAUGGAUCCUUCCGUUGCUCUUUGUUUUUUUUGUGCCAAUGAAAAACAAUUCAGAUCUUUAUGUAGGCUAAUGCAAGAAGAACUGAUUAUCAAUGAGAAACAGCCUCUAUUUGAAUUAUGUUCAGAAAAACCAGCAAACUGGUCACCAGCUGAAGAUGUUGCAGCUGAAGCAUUGGGAGCUACCGCAUCUAUGUUUUUAGGACACCCAUCUGAUGAAGGUUUUGAAUUACUUGGUUGACAAUCAACAGUUUUAUAUACACAAAAAUUUUUACAAUUCAACACUAAAGUGACUACACAAUUCAGUUUUUCAUCACAUUCUAAAUUUACUUAAUUGAGUGAUAAUUUGAGGAUAAUCUCCUAAAGCUCGUGAUGUGGCUAAAAUACCAGCAACUCUCCACACACCAUUAAAAGCAAUAACUCCACCUGCCUUAUAUAUUCUAUUUUUCUCUCUUUGCUA